Linum trigynum is the source of this 2165-nucleotide messenger RNA. NCBI's taxonomy places the organism in Eukaryota, Viridiplantae, Streptophyta, Magnoliopsida, Malpighiales, Linaceae. The record is from the annotation of a GenBank genome assembly.
UUCGUUCCUUCUGCUCCUAAUUUCGUUUUCCCCACCGUCUCCGUCGUCCUCCUCAAACUAAAACGUAAACAAAGUAACCGAACCAGGGGGAAAAAAAACAAGAAAAAAAAAUAGAGAAACCAACCACUACCCAAUUCGUCACCAUUUCCCCCAUUUCUUCAGCCAGGAGGAAACCCUCGCAAAGCCAGGGGGAAAAAAAAAAUCCUUCCCACGCCAUGGCCGCCCUGCGAAAUCCUCCUACCACCACCACCACCAACAACAACAACAAUUUCCCCUUGCUGCUCUGCCUCUUCCUCUCGAUUACCACCGCCGCGGCGGCGGCGGCCAAAGCACCCACCAUCUACGACUACCUCAACAGCAACGGCCUCCCGAUCGGGCUCUUCCCGGAGGGGAUAACGAACUUCUCCCUCGACUCGGCCACGGGCCGGUUCCAGAUAAACCUCACCCAGCCUUGCAACGUCAAGCUGGAGAACCAGCUCCAUUACGAUUUCAACAUCUCCGGCCUCCUGUCCCCGGGCAAGAUCCAGGAGCUCUCCGGGAUGUCGCAGCAGGAGCUCUUCCUCUGGUUCCCCGUGAAAGGGAUCCGCGUCGACGACCCCAAGACCGGCUUGAUUCACUUCGACGUCGGGGUGGUGGAUAAGCAGUUCACUUUCUCUAUGUUUGAGAUCCCCGGCCAAUGCAUCGACGGCGGCGAGCAACCUUCUCAAUCCUCCGAUUCCUACUGGUUUCAGGAACGCUAUGAGAAUCAAGGGGUGUUGAGGGCGGAUUCAUAGACCACCACCAUUGGAGGUGGGAGCAAGGGGAUUUUGCUGCUGCUACUGCUGCUUGGCUUCUUGAGGGUGGAGAGAAACCAGAUACUUGUUUGUAAUCACAGAUUUGCCCUGUCUUUGUGUUCUUUCAAGGUGUUGUUUGUUGCUUGCAGUGCGCCUUGCUUUGUUGUAUAGAGAGGUUCUUCUAUGUUGUGAAAUAUGUUGAUGAUGAUGAUGAUGAUGAUGGAGGAAUGAAAGCCAAUGUCUUUGAAGAAUGCAAGUACUGACAAUCUUUAUAUCAAUCAAGGAUCAUAUCUGUAUACAUAGAUUUUGUAUGCAAACAAUCAAUUAGUGCCAUUGCACCAGAAGGUCUGUUCAUAGUUGAAUGUUACUUUAUGUUGGUGAACUCGCUCUACAUAUAUAUAAUCUUAUUAUUAUUACUUUUAUUAUUAUGUAAUUAAUGUUUGAUACCUAUCAAUAAUGAAGCUGAAAUUGUUAAUAAACAGUGAUCAAACACUCAACAGACGACACUGAAAUUAUGAUUAUCAUUAUUGACACUGAAAUUAUGAUUAUCAUUAUUAGUCAAAUGAUGGUUUUGUUCUUCUUUUUUCUUAGUGAUAUCAAUGAGAAAUAAUAGUUAAGCUUGCAAUUCUACCCAGUAUCCCUAAAAGAUUCUACAUAAGUCACCCCCAAGAAAUCAAAAGAUUCUAGCUCUACAAGAGAUAAAAGCAGUGCUUUACGCGCCACUAUAUGGGCAGUAUACUGUUGGCAGAUCUAAGUACCGCCUUAAACUCUAUACAAACAGACAAAGAGUUAAGGAUCUGAAGAUACUCUCGUAACACCGGACCACCAAUCGAGUCUUCUAAGACGCCUUGACGGACUUGGUUGACGACCACUUCGGAGUCGUCUUCGACUAUCACGUGGGUCAAGGAUCUUGAGGCUACAAAGGAGAUAGCAUCCCUGAAAGCUAGAAGUUCAGCAGAUAAGAGUUGACUAUUCCUUGAUGCUGCAACCCGAAAGCCAACAUCACAUGCCCGUCUGAACCACGAAUAACAAGACCAGACACACACCCGGAGGCACUAACAGCUGCGUCAACGUUGAUGUAUGUUAACUAAUAUUAUGAUUUGUUUAAAGCAACUUUUUUCAUUAUGAUUCAGUAAGAUAAAUUGUGUAUUUUAGUCAAAUGACAGAGUAAGAAAUCUAAAUAAAGCGGCUAAAAAUCUAUAUUUUUGAAGAAUUUGAAUUAAUAAGGAACUAAAGUCUUACCAACUACUACUCUACCAAAUUAAUUUCAAACUUUACUUGUAAAAAUUUGAGGGGGUCAUAGCUUAUCCUCAUAUCCUACCAUCAAUGUGCUCUGUCACUGUUCUAGUCUUCAUGAAAUCAAUAACAACUAAAGAAAUUUUAUUUUUAAUU